AUGGGUGAGAAGCAAGAAGCUGUACCUGAUGAGCCGCGAUCAACCAAAAUGUGCAAUACACCUCGAGAACACUCUUACAAUGCCGGCAUAGCCGCCGAGAGAACAGCCCCCCACAGUAGCAUCGAGAGAAGUGCAUCGCGGCCAAGUAUAAUCAUUGAUACGCCGCCAGAUGGUGGCGCCAGAGCGUGGAUGGUAGUUUUUAGCACAUUUCUAGUUGUUAUGAACACCUGGGGGGUUGCAAACUCCUUUGGCGUCUUUCAGCCAUACUUCACCAGAGCGUUUUCGCGGUCACAGUCCGAUGUCUCGUGGAUCGGGUCAUUUGAAGUGUUCCUGCUCUUUUUCGUCGGGACGUUUACGGGACGAUGGACAGAUAUGGGAUUCUUUCGUCCCUUGUUCAUCGCCGGCUUCUUCCUUGUCAUCUUGGGAAUGGUUGCUGCCUCGUUUUGUACCACCUACUGGCAAUUCUUUCUCGCCCAGGGUAUCUGCCUAGGCCUCGGAAACGGCUGUCUGUUCUGUCCCUGUAUGGCAGUGACAUCUACGUACUUUGCGAAGCGUCGCUCAUUGGCGUUCGGCCUCACAGCCGCUGGGGCUGUUGUCGGAGGUCUCACUAUCCCGAGCAUGGUUCGGCAGCUUUUGCCAAGGAUAGGGCUUGGCUGGACCAUUAGAGCUAUUGCCUUGAUUCAGGUUGUGACUUUGAUAGUUGCUGGCCUACUAAUCAAGACCAGGAUUCCACCACGGCAGGCAGCACCUCUAGUAGAGUGGGCAGCCUUUAGAGAAUCAGAGUAUAGUCUCUAUGCUAUUGGGGCGUUCAUGUGCUUCUGGGGAACCUAUUUUGCCUUCCACUUUCUUGCGGCAUUCUCCCGGGACGUCUUGGGACUAUCCUACACAGACUCACUUGACCUAUUAUUGGUUCUCAACGGUGUGGGUGCACUCGGAAGGUGUCGGAUUAGAAGUCCAAUUCGACCGCGGCAUACAGCCGACUGCGCAGGGGCUAAUUGGGGGCCCUAUUUACGAUUAUCGUAG
Colletotrichum lupini is the source of this 1023-nucleotide messenger RNA. RefSeq names its product major facilitator superfamily transporter. The transcript has 4 exons. Gene Ontology annotation, molecular function: transmembrane transporter activity. Gene Ontology annotation, cellular component: fungal-type vacuole membrane. Gene Ontology annotation, biological process: transmembrane transport. The coding region runs from base 1 to 1023 and encodes 340 amino acids. The record is from RefSeq and is a predicted model, not a curated record. Lineage: Eukaryota; Fungi; Ascomycota; Sordariomycetes; Glomerellales; Glomerellaceae.